AGGAGGAGGAGGGGAAAAAGGGAAGAGAGGGAAUGACUACUUGGCCUGAGCCUCUCACUCGCUGAUAGGAGAACCUGCCUUUUUAGGUCUCAUGGGAUAGGGGGUAAGUUAGAGAGAUGAAAAUAAGAAAGCGAAAGAGGAAGGAAAGGAGUGUAGAGAAGGAAAAGCGAUACAGGGGAAGAAAGGGAAACCAGUGAGGAGACAGAAAAUGAGAGAGAUGAGGCGGUGGGGAGAGUCAGAAAAAGAGACAGGGGCAGAGGAGACAGACAGAAAUAGAGACAGAGAGACAGAGAGAAGAGAGAGGGAGAGGGCAAAGCUCGGAACCAACCCUUGUCUCCUCCUGACCUGAGGCACGCCAGGUAGCUCUGGGGACCAUGUGGGACCCAAAGGCCAAUGGGUCCCCUGAACCCCCACGGAACUAGAUUUGAACCCUUCCCCCCCCCCCCCCCCCCGCCAGUGUGCUCUCUAACACCUCUCCCUUCGUCUCUACUGGCUUCUCCAAGCCUCCGAGGCACAGCGAGCUAGGGAUACUGAGCUCAAGGUCCAUGCCCCGUCUACGUAGCCCCGGGCCCGAGGGCGCCGCCGAGAGGAGGCUGCUGAGAGCUCUCCUUGCUCUGUGAAGUGGACGUCAGGGGGAUCUAUGCUCUUGAGGGAACAGAGACUCAGCGCAGGCGAAGGUGAGGAAGUUUGAGACGCGGGAGGAUGCAGGCUGCGUAUUGGUACGUCCUUCUCCUCUGGCAGCCCACUCUGUACCUGGUCACCUGUGCCAACUUAACAAAUGGCGGGAAGUCAGAGCUUCUAAAGUCAGGCAGCACCAAAUCCACCCUAAAGCACAUCUGGACAGAAAGCAGCAAAGACUUGUCCAUCAGCCGCCUUCUCUCACAGACUUUUCGUGGCAAAGACAAUGAUACAGACUUGGACCUGCGCUAUGACACCCCAGAACCUUAUUCGGAGCAAGAGCUCUGGGACUGGCUGAGGAACUCCACGGACCUUCAGGAGCCUCGGCCCAGAGCCAAGAGACGGCCUAUUGUCAAGACUGGAAAGUUUAAGAAGAUGUUUGGCUGGGGCGAUUUUCAUUCCAACAUCAAAACUGUGAAGCUCAACUUGUUGAUAACUGGGAAAAUCGUUGACCACGGCAACGGGACUUUCAGCGUCUACUUCCGGCACAAUUCCACUGGGCAAGGCAACGUCUCUGUGAGCUUGGUGCCUCCGACCAAGAUUGUGGAGUUCGACUUGGCCCAGCAGACGGUGAUCGAUGCCAAAGAUUCUAAGUCCUUUAACUGCCGGAUCGAGUAUGAAAAGGUUGACAAGGCGACCAAGAACACGCUCUGUAACUAUGACCCUUCUAAAACCUGUUACCAGGAGCAGACCCAGAGCCACGUGUCCUGGCUCUGCUCCAAGCCCUUUAAGGUCAUCUGUAUUUACAUUUCCUUUUAUAGCACCGACUACAAACUAGUACAGAAGGUGUGUCCUGACUACAACUACCACAGUGACACGCCCUACUUCCCUUCUGGCUGAGGAGGAGCCAGUGUGGGUAAGACUGAAGCCUGAGGAAUACAAGAGGUCAUAGGACAGGGCUGUUACUACAAAGGAGAAGGUCACAUCCUGGGCCUGGAUUGUGUCUACGAUGCUGCUGUUGUCCACGGGCUGCCAAGAUCCCAGGGGGGACAAUCUGGUGUCAUUUCUGCCCAUUGGCUCCAUCUCUCAGUGUAGUUGUGAAUCACCCAAGGAGAAACAUACAUACACACAGACAUACAUGUACAUGUACACACAUCUUUUGGCUUGCAUAUAUUGGGACCCAUCUCGAGAGGUCUUUUAAUUCUCUGGGUCACAGGGUUUUAGAGAACCAAUCAAAGCUGAAGGGAGUAGCUAGCCAGAAUGGGCUCUGACAGGCACUGGUGUGGGGAUAGCCUUCCUAGUCUAGAAUCCAUGUAAAUCCAUCCUGCCCUCUCACGCGUGCUCCUGCUUCGGAUAGCUGCACUGGUAACCAAUACCGUAGGCCAAACUGCUUGUGACAAUGGAACAAGUGUCUCCAGAACUCAGUAUCCCUUCCAAAAUGAGCCCCAGCCACCCAGCAUCUCGUAGGCACAUUCGCAGCGGCCCCAGGAGGCCUGCUCUGUGUAAAGAUAAGUCAACGUUUGGAAUUUACAUGUGGGCACGUGUUGAGAUUUCAGCUUUUGCCCCCGGUCACUGGCACUGGCAGAGUUCUGCUUAGAAACUCCCUAGCCAUUGGAUCUUGUGGGACCGUGCCCAAGAGAGGUGUAAGUUGUAAGUGGCUGUCUUAUCUUUGCCCCACACAUUGUAACAAACUCAGUAUCCUAGUCUACAUUUGUAUGAAUGGUUUGUAUUGUACAUAGUUUAUCCCGUGUUAUUUCAGCAGCUUAUUAAUAUUAACUUGUACUUGUCUCUAUGCUUGUUAUUGGUUAUAAAAGAAAAAAGGGAACCAGGAGGAGUUGGAGUCCAUGUUAGCCAUGUAGCUGUAAAUCCACAAGCAAGACAGAACUCUGUAGCCAGCACUUACUCAGCUAACGUAUUGUUGGAAGCGAUACAUAUACACAGCAUUACGGUCUGUCUGUAGUUAGAGUUUUAUUUCUGGACGAGAUGAAAUGUACAUAGAAAUAAAAUACUUAAAGUUCAGUUUCAA
Messenger RNA from Dromiciops gliroides (monito del monte), 2644 nucleotides. It is a transcript of the gene NXPH1, whose product is annotated as neurexophilin 1. Gene Ontology annotation, molecular function: signaling receptor binding. NCBI's taxonomy places the organism in Eukaryota, Metazoa, Chordata, Mammalia, Microbiotheria, Microbiotheriidae. The record is from RefSeq and is a predicted model, not a curated record. The coding region runs from base 703 to 1518 and encodes 271 amino acids. The transcript is spliced from 3 exons.